AUGAUGUUCCCCGGCCUCCUCGCGCCCCCCGCCGGGUACCCUAGCCUCCUGCGGCCCACGCCCACCUUGACGCUGCCCCAGUCCCUGCAGUCGGCAUUUUCUGGCCACUCCAGCUUCCUGGUGGAGGAUCUGAUUCGCAUCAGCCGACCCCCAGCCUAUCUGCCCCGCAGUGUGCCCACCGGCAGCAUGUCGCCGCCUAGGCAGGGGGCCCCUGCGGGCCUCACCGAAACGGGGGCCUCGGACUUAGGCUCCCCGGGUCCCGGCAGCCGGCAGGGUGGUUCUCCACAGACUGCCGUUUCCCCUGCCAGCGAACCCACGUUUCUGAAGUUUGGGGUGAACGCCAUCCUCUCCUCAGCGCCCAGAACAGAAACAUCCCCCGCCUUGCUCCAGAGCGUCCCUCCCAAGACCUUUGCCUUUCCCUACUUUGAAGGCUCCUUCCAGCCUUUCAUCAGAUCUUCUUAUUUCCCAGCGUCCUCGAGCGUCGUGCCCAUCCCCGGGCCCUUCUCGUGGCCCCUGGCCGCCCGGGGCAAGCCUCGCCGGGGCAUGCUGCGCCGAGCCGUGUUCUCCGACGUGCAGCGCAAGGCGCUGGAGAAGAUGUUCCAGAAGCAGAAGUACAUCAGCAAGCCCGACCGCAAGAAGCUGGCGGCCAAGCUGGGCUUGAAGGACUCGCAGGUGAAAAUCUGGUUCCAGAACCGACGCAUGAAAUGGCGGAACUCCAAGGAGCGCGAACUCCUGUCCAGCGGGGGCUGCCGAGAGCAGACCCUUCCCACCAAGCUCAAUCCGCACCCGGACCUCAGCGACGUGGGCCACAAGGGUGCCGGCGACGACGAGCGGGACGACGAGGGUCGCGGCAGCCCUCGCCACCGCCGGGCCUAUCACGCGCGCCCCGACCCGCCGCCCCUGCGGGACCCGCCGCCCCCGUCGCCCGCGCCCUCCAACAGCCCCGGGAAACCUUCGGACUUCUCCGACUCCGAGGAGGCCGACGACGGCGAGGAGGACGAGGAGAUCACCGUGUCCUAG
Galeopterus variegatus (Sunda flying lemur) is the source of this 1020-nucleotide messenger RNA. RefSeq names its product developing brain homeobox 1 (gene DBX1). Lineage: Eukaryota; Metazoa; Chordata; Mammalia; Dermoptera; Cynocephalidae. The transcript is spliced from 4 exons. The coding region runs from base 1 to 1020 and encodes 339 amino acids. Gene Ontology annotation, molecular function: DNA-binding transcription factor activity, RNA polymerase II-specific; DNA binding. Gene Ontology annotation, biological process: regulation of transcription by RNA polymerase II; cell differentiation in spinal cord. The record is from RefSeq and is a predicted model, not a curated record.